CAGAUCUCUCCGUCCUUCUCCUCCUCCUCCCUCCCCCCCUCUCUCUCUCUCUCUCUCUCUCUUCCUUCCCGUCGCCAUUGUUGCCGAGCUGUAAGCUGCGGGAUCGCCAUUGCCGGAUUUGCCCCCUCCCCCCUCGUCGCGGGCCCUCGCCGGCGGAUUCCUAGUCUUUCACUAUGGCUACAGCAUACACACCAAAGAACAUUCUCAUAACUGGAGCUGCAGGAUUUAUUGCAUCCCACGUCUGCAACCGGCUUAUUCGGAACUACCCUGAUUAUAAGAUUGUGGUCCUUGACAAGCUUGAUUAUUGUUCAAAUCUGAAAAACCUGCUUCCAUCCCGAUCCUCUUCAAAAUUCAAGUUCAUCAAGGGGGACAUUGCCAGUGCUGAUCUUGUCAAUUUCAUCCUCCUUACUGAGUCCAUUGACACUAUUAUGCACUUUGCAGCUCAGACCCAUGUGGACAACUCUUUUGGUAACAGCUUUGAGUUCACCAAAAAUAACAUUUAUGGAACCCAUGUCCUUUUAGAGGCCUGCAAAGUCACUGGCCAGAUCAGGAGGUUCAUCCAUGUAAGCACAGAUGAAGUUUAUGGGGAGACUGACGAGGAUGCUGUGGUCGGUAAUCAUGAGGCUUCUCAACUUCUCCCGACAAACCCAUAUUCUGCCACAAAAGCUGGUGCAGAAAUGCUUGUUAUGGCUUAUGGGCGAUCAUAUGGGCUGCCUGUCAUCACUACCAGAGGGAACAACGUCUAUGGUCCCAAUCAAUUUCCUGAGAAGUUGAUUCCAAAAUUUAUCUUACUUGCCAUGAAAGGACAGCCCCUUCCAAUUCAUGGGGAUGGAUCGAAUGUACGUAGUUAUCUCUACUGCGAGGAUGUUGCAGAGGCAUUUGAAGUGAUUCUCCACAAGGGUGAAGUGGGUCAUGUCUACAACAUUGGGACUAAGAAGGAGAGGAGAGUAAUUGAUGUGGCAAAGGAAAUCUGCAAACUUUUUAAGAUGGACCCUGAUACGCACAUUAAGUUUGUGGAGAACAGGCCCUUCAAUGACCAGAGAUACUUCCUAGAUGAUCAAAGGUUGAAGAACUUGGGAUGGUUUGAACGGACCACGUGGGAGGAGGGCCUAAGAAAGACAAUGGAGUGGUACGUUAGCAAUCCAGAAUGGUGGGGAGAUGUUUCUGGAGCACUGCUUCCUCAUCCUAGAAUGCUCAUGGUCCCGGGGAUCGAAAGAAAAUUUGAUGGGCCGGAUGUUAACAACUCUUCCUCAUAUGCGGUGGAUAAUCAUACUCCGAAUGGGAUGGUGGUUCGAGCUCCGAAGAGCAGUCCCUCUGCUCAAAAGCCCGCUUUGAAGUUCUUGAUUUAUGGCAGAACUGGUUGGAUUGGUGGCCUACUGGGGAAGAUCUGUGAGAAGCAAGGAAUUCUAUAUGAGUAUGGAAAGGGACGACUGGAGAACCGUGCACAGAUCUUGGCGGAUAUUCAGACUGUAAAGCCCACGCAUGUAUUCAAUGCUGCUGGAGUGACUGGUAGACCAAAUGUCGAUUGGUGUGAAACUCACAAACCUGAGACAAUUCGGACGAAUGUCGCCGGCACGCUAACCUUGGCCGAUGUCUGCAGAGAGCAUGGGCUCCUAAUGAUGAAUUAUGCUACUGGGUGCAUAUUUGAGUAUGACGAAACACACCCAUUGGGGUCAGGCAUCGGUUAUAAAGAGGAAGACAAGCCAAAUUUCAUCGGUUCCUUCUAUUCUAAAACCAAAGCCAUGGUUGAAGAGCUUUUGAAGGAAUAUGACAAUGUUUGCACUCUUAGAGUGCGAAUGCCAAUAUCUUCUGAUUUGAGCAAUGCGCGUAACUUCAUCACAAAGAUUUCGCGGUACAACAAGGUGGUCAACAUCCCAAAUAGCAUGACCAUCUUGGAUGAACUUUUGCCGAUUUCAGUUGAGAUGGCCAAGAGGAACUUGAGGGGUAUAUGGAACUUCACGAAUCCAGGGGUGGUUAGCCACAACGAGAUCUUGGAGAUGUAUAAGGCCUACAUCGACCCUGAUUUCAAGUGGGUCAACUUCACGUUGGAAGAGCAGGCCAAGGUGAUUGUCGCGCCACGAAGCAACAACGAGAUGGAUGCGUCGAAGCUGAAGAAGGAAUUCCCCGAGUUAUUAUCCAUUAAGGACUCACUCAUAAAGUAUGUCUUUGAACCCAAUAAGAGAACGUCUGUCGCUUGAGGGGCAAU
Messenger RNA from Syzygium oleosum, 2206 nucleotides. RefSeq names its product trifunctional UDP-glucose 4,6-dehydratase/UDP-4-keto-6-deoxy-D-glucose 3,5-epimerase/UDP-4-keto-L-rhamnose-reductase RHM1-like. The transcript is spliced from 3 exons. The record is from RefSeq and is a predicted model, not a curated record. NCBI's taxonomy places the organism in Eukaryota, Viridiplantae, Streptophyta, Magnoliopsida, Myrtales, Myrtaceae. Gene Ontology annotation, biological process: flavonol biosynthetic process; auxin export across the plasma membrane; UDP-rhamnose biosynthetic process. Gene Ontology annotation, molecular function: dTDP-glucose 4,6-dehydratase activity; UDP-L-rhamnose synthase activity; UDP-glucose 4,6-dehydratase activity. Bases 174 to 2198 code for a protein of 674 amino acids.